Messenger RNA from Theobroma cacao (cacao), 2096 nucleotides. It is a transcript of the gene ATAN11, whose product is annotated as Transducin/WD40 repeat-like superfamily protein. NCBI's taxonomy places the organism in Eukaryota, Viridiplantae, Streptophyta, Magnoliopsida, Malvales, Malvaceae. The record is from RefSeq and is a predicted model, not a curated record. Gene Ontology annotation, molecular function: protein binding.
CAAAACAAAAAUGGCAGACGUUAUCUAGUGUGCUCUAAUAUUGUUCGUAUGAAUUCUAAUCCAAAAUUUCUCUGGUACUGGGGAAGAAGCAGCAGUCUAAGUAAUAAGAAAAGCAAGAGAGGGGUGGGGCGAGGAUGGGUGCCAUCAGCGAUCCGAACCCGGAGGGUUCAGACGAGCAGCAGAAACGAUCGGAGAUAUACACGUACGAGGCCCCGUGGCACAUCUACGCCAUGAACUGGAGCGUCCGCCGAGACAAGAAGUACCGCCUCGCCAUCGCCAGCCUGCUCGAGCAGUAUCCCAACCGACUCGAGAUCGUCCAGCUCGACGACUCCAACGGCGAGAUCCGCUCCGACCCGAAUCUAUCUUUCGACCAUCCCUAUCCCCCCACCAAGACAAUCUUCAUUCCUGACAAGGAGUGCCAGAAGCCCGACCUUCUCGCCACCUCCUCCGACUUCCUACGCAUUUGGCGCAUCUCCGACGAUCACUCCCGCGUCGAACUCAAGUCUCUCCUUAACGGCAACAAGAACAGCGAGUUCUGCGGUCCGCUCACCUCCUUCGAUUGGAACGAGGCGGAGCCCAAGCGUAUCGGCACUUCCUCCAUCGACACUACCUGCACUAUCUGGGACAUCGAGCGGGAGACUGUCGACACCCAGCUUAUCGCCCAUGACAAGGAGGUUUAUGAUAUCGCCUGGGGCGGCGUUGGUGUUUUUGCUUCUGUCUCCGCCGACGGUUCCGUUAGGGUUUUCGACCUGCGCGACAAGGAGCACUCCACCAUCAUUUAUGAGAGCUCGGAGCCCGAUACCCCGCUUGUCCGGUUGGGGUGGAAUAAGCAGGACCCUAGAUUCAUGGCCACCAUCAUAAUGGACAGCGCCAAGGUGGUUGUGCUGGAUAUCCGCUUCCCCACACUGCCAGUAGUUGAGCUUCAGAGGCAUCAGGCAAGCGUCAACGCCAUCGCCUGGGCUCCUCACAGCUCCUGCCAUAUUUGCACCGCCGGGGAUGAUUCCCAGGCCUUGAUUUGGGAUUUGUCUUCCAUGGGUCAGCCUGUGGAGGGCGGGCUUGAUCCCAUUCUUGCCUACACCGCUGGGGCUGAAAUCGAGCAGUUGCAGUGGUCUUCUUCCCAGCCUGAUUGGGUUGCCAUCGCCUUCUCCACCAAGCUUCAGAUUCUCAGGGUGUGUUGAAUAAUGGGGGAUGGUGAUGGAAGUACUCCUGGCUGCAACAUGUCUGAGGCAGAGGAGCAGCAGCAGCAGCAAGUGCAUAUGAAGGCACUCCAUAGCAUGGUAAUGGUAUGGUUAACGCAUAUUGUGUACCAUUGCUCCUUACAUCACCCAUAAUUUCUGGCAGUUUGUAUCCGAUCACUUCUGGAUAAGCCGGAAAGGGAAAAGGAUUUCCCAUCUGAAUCAGCUCUGUCUCAUCUUUCUUCUUUGAACUUUUCUCAGCACCUUCAUCCUUGCUUCCAUUGCCACAUGAUGAGUCUGAUGCGGGUUUUGCUUGCUCACGCUGACAAUCACUCUUAUCGGUUUUCGAUUUUUUUUCCUUCUCUUUUGCUACUGCAGGCAUUGUUUCUCCUUGGUUUCCCUUUGCUGCACCAUUCUGAUUCCCAUGUCUUCGUACUUCUGCUUGUUUUCCCACUUUGGAAAGCCUUUUCGUCAGAACUUGUGGAUCCACAUUUCCAAGGACUGUGACCUUCGGCUGCAGCGAAUCCACUUCUAUCUUUAGAACACCUAACGCAUGACGACGACAUGCAUUAAUAUAAUCAAUAUCCUCACUGAAUUUGGGCAAUUAAUUUUCAUUCAAUGCCUUCAAGGUUUACCUUCAAUACUUUGCAAUGCCUUCUUAACUUUCUUCUUGCAGCCAUCGCAACAGUUUACAGACACCGUCAGUUCAAUCUUCUGAAAUCAUUUAGUUGAAGGAUUAGCUGACAUAAAGAUAAAAGCAAAAAAAAAAAAAAAAGGAACAAAACAGAGGUGAAGUAGAAGAGCUGGGAAAGAAUUCAGGCACCUCCAACUCUGAUUCUUUUGCCAUGGUCCAGGACUGGUCAGUCGUCUGAAACAGGCAAAAGGGCUGGAUUCUUAGAAGUAGAAAGAAGAGGCAGUGAA